AUGCCGGACGAAGCACCGAGCGCUAACACGAGUCAAGCCAUCGGCAAAGUGACAAAGUUUGUGGUGGGAGCGGAUUGGGAGUCCUACACCGAACAACUGGAUUUUUACUUUCUUGCAAAUGGAAUCAAGGAACCUAAAACAAUGAAGGCCGUACUUUUGACGAACCUUCCGGUGGAGACUUACCAAUUGGCAAAGGAUUUAGUGGCCCCCACACAACUGAAAGAUGACGCCAUUACCUAUGAGAUCAUCGUGGAGCGAAUGCGGGAACAACUGAAGCCGGAAAGAUCAGCGCUGGUUGCGAGGUAUGAGUUCGACAACCGAGCCAGGAAUUCCGGUGAGUCAGUUAGUCAUUAUGUAGCCACGCUGAAGCACUUGGCCACAGAAUGUAAGUUUGGAGAGGCCAUGCGAACCGAGCGCCUUCGUGACCGAUUAGUUUCAGGUAUCCGCGACUCGAAGAUGAUUACGGAAUUGUUGAAAGUAAAACUCGCCGACCUUUCAUUUGAUCUCGCGGUUCAAAAGUGUUUGGCCAUUGAGCAGGCUAAUAAAGAUGUUCAGGUGCUUCAGGGAGAACAAGGGCCAGGCACCCCAAUCAAUAAACUUGACACUGUCAAAACUGGGGAAGAACAAGCCAUAUCCAAGCCACCACCUAGGGCCGAGGGUCCCCGAGGUAAGGACAGUAAGAAGUCUAAACCUUGUUACCGCUGUUCAGGGUCACAUAACUCACAAAAGUGUCCCUUCAUGAAAGAACGCUGUUUUCAUUGUGGCAUCAUUGGACAUACACAGAGAGCAUGUAGGAAGAGACAGGCCACCUCACAGAUGACUGAGGCUGGAAUAAAUGUCAUGGAGGGUGACGAUUCCGAAGAAAGUGAUGGAGAAUUUGGGAACCUGUACCAUGUCUCAGACAUUAAAAACACAAAGCCCAUUUCACUUAAGAUCUACCUUGAAGGCCGCCCAGUGACUAUGGAGCUGGAUACAGGUUCAGUGGUGUCAGUCAUGAGUGAGAGGGUGUAUUUGGAUUACCUCCGCCACAUUCCUUUAAAGGACACCUCCUUGAAGUUGCGCACAUACACAGGAGAGUCAGUGAAGCCUAUGGGGUUUUGCCAUGUGACUGUGCAGUAUCAGGGACAGUCAAAGAAACUUCCCAUAUAUGUAGUGAAGAAUGAGGGACCCACUCAUUUUGGCAGAGAAUGGCUGGAAUCUAUCCAUCUGGACUGGCCCUUACUUCGUCUGGAAACAUCCGACACCAUUCCAGCCCUGGAAGAUGUCCUGAGUAAGCAUGGAGAUGUUUUCUCUGAAGGUUUGGGCAAAAUGAAGAAUAUCCAAGCACGGAUCCUAGUUAAAGAGGAUGCCCGGCCUCGAUUCUGGAAAGCCCGCCCAGUAGCGCUGGCUCGUAAACCAGCAGUGGACGAAUCAUUGAGAGAGCUGGAAGCUGAAGGAGUUAUAAAGAAGGUAGCUACUAGUGAGUGGGCUGCUCCAAUUGUGACACCUGUGAAGAAGGAUGGCAGUGUAAGAGUGUGUGGUGACUUCAAAGUGACCAUCAAUUCACAGCUGGAGGUAGACGAGUACCCACUUCCCCGCAUUGAUGAUAUUUACGCCAGCCUAGGUGGGGGAACGUUGUUCAGCGUCAUUGACCUCCGUCAGGCUUACCUACAAAUGGAGGUUGAGGAGCACUCCAGGCCUUUCCUCACCAUUAACACAACCCGUGGUUUGUUCCAGUACCAGCGCCUUCCUUAUGGUGUAGCUUCGGCGCCAGCCAUCUGGCAGCGAGCUAUGGAUCAGAUCCUGCAAGGACUACCAGGGGUCUUCUGUUACCUGGAUGAUAUCAUUAUAACCGGCCAUACCAUAGAGGAACACCUGGAGCGGUUAGUCGCAGUAUUGAAGAGGUUGGAAGAGUAUGGUUUGAAAUCCAACCGAGAAAAGUGUAAAUUCCUUAGAAGUUUUGUGGAGUACCUAGGACACGUCAUCUCUGCAGAAGGACUGCACCAAUCCCCAAAGAAAGUAAAGGCUAUCACUGAGAUGCCGAAACCUCAGGAUGUUACUCAACUGCGUGCUUUUCUUGGCAUGGUCCAGUAUUACGCCAAAUUCUUGCCCGAUCUGGCCACUCAUCUUGCUCCACUUCAUCGGCUGUUACAGAAAGAUGUGACGUGGUUGUGGGGAGCUGCGGAACAAACUAGUUUUCUUGUGGUGAAAGAAAUGUUACUACAGGAUAGGGUUCUGACGCGCUAUGACCCUGACUGA
This is a messenger RNA of Pocillopora verrucosa, 2238 nucleotides long. The record is from RefSeq and is a predicted model, not a curated record. NCBI's taxonomy places the organism in Eukaryota, Metazoa, Cnidaria, Anthozoa, Scleractinia, Pocilloporidae.